AUGAUGUUAAAUAAUCUUUUAAAAUCAUCUACGAAUCAACUUGUUAAAUGUUCAAGAUUAAUCAAUACUACUACUACAACAACAGUUGUUAGUAGAUCAUAUUCCUCAGCAAUAACAUCAUCAUUCCUCUUUUCAAAUAGUAAUAAUCAACAAUUCAGUAUUGACAAUAGAACAUUCAUUCAUGUGAACAAAAAGACCAAUGAUAUAAAGAGAUUCGGACCAUUCCCAGACUUUGUAAAGAUUGUAGAGGUUGGUCCUCGCGAUGGACUACAAAAUGAAAAGCAAAUAGUAUCGACACAUGAUAAAAUAGAGUUGAUCAAUCGAUUGGCAAACACGGGUUUGUCGGUGGUUGAGAGUACUUCUUUUGUGUCGCCAAAGUGGGUGCCUCAGAUGGCCGACUGCAAAGAGGUGAUGGCGGGAAUCAUUGCUGUGCCAGGUGUGUCAUAUCCAUCAUUGACACCCAAUUUACAGGGGUUCCAAGCCGCCCUAAAGGCCGGUGCCAAAGAGGUGUCUGUGUUUGCAGCUGCCUCCGAGACAUUCUCCAAGAGAAACAUCAAUGCUACUAUUGACGAGAGUUUGGCACGUUACAAGGAUGUGUGUCAACAAGCCAAGGACAAUGGUAUUAGAGUACGUGGAUAUGUGUCGACGGUACUGGGGUGUCCCUACGAAGGACGUAUAUCGCUCGACAAGGUGGUCGAAGUGUCCAAGCGACUACACGACUAUGGGUGCUACGAAAUUUCAUUGGGUGAUACUAUUGGCAUUGGUACACCGGGUGCCACUUUUAAAAUGUUGUCUGCCGUGUCACAGGAAAUCCCCAUGUCGGCCAUUGCUGUCCACUUUCACGAUACCUACGGACAAGCACUCGCUAAUAUCCUCACAGCACUACAGUUUGGUGUCAAUGUAGUUGAUAGUUCGGUUGGAGGUUUGGGCGGAUGUCCAUAUGCCAAGGGUGCCAGUGGCAACGUUGCCACCGAGGAUGUCCUCUACAUGAUGAAGGAUUUGGGUAUCGAGACCAAUGUAGAUCUCGAGAAAAUAUUAGAUAUCAGUUGUUGGGUGUCCACCAUUUUACACAAGACUCCAUCAUCCAAGGUGUCACUGGCAUUAUCUCACAAGAGUGAAAAGCCAGUUGCCUUCCAAUCGGCCAUUGCCCAUGACCAAAAUCACAACCCAUCACACGCCACUUCAUCCACUACUACUACUCAUACUUUAACAUCUGAAGAAUGUUUAUCACCAAAAUCAAAGAAUAAUAAUAAUAAUAAUAAUAAUACCACUUCACAAUCCAUCAAACAUUGUAUAUAA
Molecule: messenger RNA, 1299 nt
Organism: Cavenderia fasciculata
Lineage: Eukaryota; Evosea; Eumycetozoa; Acytosteliales; Cavenderiaceae
Gene: hmgL
Product: hydroxymethylglutaryl-CoA lyase
Exons: 2
Coding region: 1-1299 (432 amino acids)
Biological process (GO): L-leucine catabolic process; ketone body biosynthetic process
Molecular function (GO): hydroxymethylglutaryl-CoA lyase activity
Source: RefSeq, a predicted model, not a curated record